Nicotiana tabacum (common tobacco) is the source of this 909-nucleotide messenger RNA. RefSeq names its product short-chain dehydrogenase TIC 32 B, chloroplastic-like. The record is from RefSeq and is a predicted model, not a curated record. NCBI's taxonomy places the organism in Eukaryota, Viridiplantae, Streptophyta, Magnoliopsida, Solanales, Solanaceae.
UUUUGCAAUUUAAAAUUCCAAGCUGUGCUCUGAUGAAGGUUACUUUUAAAUAUUUAGUAGGUAUUGAUGGGCCAAGUGGUUAUGGCUCUAAAACCACUGCAGAGCAAGUUACUCAAAAUUGCUCCUUUUCCCUUUCUUCUCAGCUCACUGCAAUUAUCACUGGUGCAACAUUUGGGAUAGGAGCAGAAACAGCAAGAGUGCUGGCAAAAAGGGGUGUAAGAAUAGUUAUUCCUGCAAGGGACUUGAAGAAGGCAGCCAUGGUAAAAGAAGCCAUACAAAAAGAGAGUCCUCGGGCUCACAUAAUUUUAUUGGAGAUAGACUUAUGUUCAUUUUCUUCCAUUCAAAGAUUUUGGGCACACUUCUUGUCUUUAGGACUACCUCUUCACAUUCUCAUAAAUAAUGCAGGCAAAUUUUCACAGAAAAUGGAGUUUUCUGAAGACAAAUUUGAGCUCACUUUUGCCACAAAUUACUUAGGUCAUUUUCUGUUGACAGAGAUGCUACUAAAUAAGAUGGUAGAGACAGCAGAUCAAACAGGCAUUGAAGGAAGGAUUGUAAAUGUUACUUCUGUAGUUCAUAACUGGGUGAAAAGAGAUCAUUUCAACUUCUGUCAAAUGCUCAAACCUAACAUUUUACAUGCCAAGGAAUUGUCAAGACAGCUAAAGGCAAGAAAUGCAAAUGUAGCUAUGAAUGCUGUCCAUCCAAGUAUUGUGAAAACUGGAAUAACAAGGGAUCACAAGGGCUUUAUCACAGGCAUGCAUUUCCCUUUUUUGUCGUUUUGAGCUUUUUUUUUUUUUUCUUUUUCAUGUUUCCUUUUGCUUUUCUCUAAAAUUUUGCGACAGAAACAAACAGAGACAACUAAAUGUACCGAUGACUUUCUUCAUCAAAUUUAAACAGAUUCUCUCUAUUUUA